Messenger RNA from Glarea lozoyensis ATCC 20868, 363 nucleotides. RefSeq lists its product as uncharacterized. The transcript has a single exon. The record is from RefSeq and is a predicted model, not a curated record. The coding region runs from base 1 to 363 and encodes 120 amino acids. NCBI's taxonomy places the organism in Eukaryota, Fungi, Ascomycota, Leotiomycetes, Helotiales, Helotiaceae.
AUGGAGAUCAUCGGAUCACUUUUACACGAGUUCCUUCACGUAUUCCUGUUACUGCACGGUUGCCUUGGGUGUAUGGAAAAUUGGGUAGAGGGAGGUGCAUCGGGACAUGGAGAAGCCUUUUUGAACACAAUGCACGCCUUAUAUACGGAGGGCAUCCGACUGUUUGGAAGGAAUAUCCUUGGGAAAGAGUCUGGGUGCAUGGUAUCUCUCGCGAUUGAAAUCGUCCACGAUGGAACACCGGAUGCGGAGAACAAUAUUCCAGACGAGAUGCUAGAUCGUUGGGACGUGUGGCGACCGCGGCUCAUCCAGGAAGUAGAGCGUCGUAGGGGAAUGGAAAGGGAUGAGGCUGUUCCAGAUCGAUGA